AUGUAUACUGUGGAAUGGCAGAAACGUGGACUUCCUCACAUUCAUAUCCUUCUGUGGUUAGAAGAAAAGCUGAGACCAGAAUCUAUUGAUAAGGUAAUUAGUGCUGAACUGCCUAAUCAAGAUCAAGAUCAAGAACUAUAUGAAAUAAUAAAAACAAAUAUGAUUCACGGUCCAUGUGGUUCUUUUAAUAGAAAUUCUCCCUGUAUGGUGGAUGGUUCAUGCACGAAAAAAUAUCCAAAACAUUUUAUAAAGGAAACCCAAACAGGAGAAGAUGGAUAUCCUAAAGAUCGUCGGCGAUUUCCUGAAGAUGGUGGAGUAACAACAAUAAUAAAUGGAAUUAAUAUAGACAAUCGAUGGGUAGUACCGUAUAACCCUGUCCUGUGUCGUACAUUCAAAGCUCAUAUAAAUGUUGAAGGAUCUGAUCAAGCAGCAUUCACUGUUGGAGAUCUUGAUGAAGUGACAAAGUAUGAAGCAGGACGAUACAUUAGCACUUCUGAGGCAGUUUGGCGAAUACUGAGUUUUCCUAUCCACGAGAGAUUCCCUCCAGUUGUGCAUCUUGCUGUACAUUUAGAAAAUGUUCCAGCUUAUUAUGUCUGGAGAAAACACCAGUUUCACAGAAGAAAACAAGGAAAAAUUGUGCCAGGUUAUUUAGGUAUAAAAAAAGAUCAUGUUUUAGGCAGAGUGUAUACUGUCCAUCCUACCAAUACUGAAUGUUAUUACCUCCGUUUUCUUUUGCAUGAAGUUCGCGGUCCAGAGUCAUUUACGGCUUUAAGAACUAUAAAAGAUGUAAUCUAUCCUACAUUUCAAGAAGCUUGCAGAGUAAUGGGAUUGCUCGAAGACGAUGCUCAUUGA
Molecule: messenger RNA, 852 nt
Organism: Microplitis demolitor
Lineage: Eukaryota; Metazoa; Arthropoda; Insecta; Hymenoptera; Braconidae
Exons: 3
Coding region: 1-852 (283 amino acids)
Source: RefSeq, a predicted model, not a curated record